Molecule: messenger RNA, 1547 nt
Organism: Erigeron canadensis
Lineage: Eukaryota; Viridiplantae; Streptophyta; Magnoliopsida; Asterales; Asteraceae
Product: protein BRASSINAZOLE-RESISTANT 1-like
Exons: 2
Coding region: 344-1312 (322 amino acids)
Biological process (GO): brassinosteroid mediated signaling pathway; DNA-templated transcription
Molecular function (GO): DNA-binding transcription factor activity
Source: RefSeq, a predicted model, not a curated record
UUUCUUUCUUUCUCAACUAUAUUCCACUCUCUACUUUUUUUUACGUCAAAACACACACUCACACCAACACACACUCACUCACACACAUAUCAUAACAACACACACUCACCCACACACACAUAAUACACACACAUUCUUCAUAACAACAACGACAAACAAAAAAAAAAGUUGGGGAAAAGCAAAUUUCUUGUGACUACACAUACACAACGUAAUUCUCACCUUCAUUCCCCCACACAAACACACACAUAUAUAAAUUAAAAAAAUAUAUACAUAUAUAAUAAUAUAAAUAUACCUCUAGAGAUAAAACAGUGUUUGUGGGUUUUUGUAACUUGGGUUUCUUGUAAUGGAAAUGACGAGAGAAGGGGGAUCAUCGUCGGCGCCGGCUCCGGCAGGAGAAGCCGGCGGAAGAAGGAAACCAUCAUGGAGAGAGAAAGAGAAUAAUCGCCGGCGGGAGAGACGCCGGCGAGCAAUUGCGGCGAAUAUAUAUAAUGGGUUAAGAGCACAGGGGAAUUAUAAUUUGCCAAAACAUUGUGAUAACAAUGAAGUGUUGAAAGCUCUUUGUAAAGAAGCUGGCUGGGUUGUUCUUCCUGAUGGUACUACUUUUCGCAAGGGUUCUAGGCCACCAUUGCCUGCUAUUGAAACUGGAGGUACAUCAACCAACACAACACCAUGUUCUUCUCAAAAACCGAGCCCACCGUCUUCUUCAUUUGUGAGUCCGAUCCCCUCGUAUCAAUGCAGUCCUUCAUCAUCGUCCUUCCCUAGCCCAUCGAACUUCGACAUGAACAAAAACCCGUUUGCUUAUCUGCAUAAUACAAUUCCAUCCUCACUCCCUCCUCUGCGUAUCUCAAACAGUGCCCCAGUGACCCCGCCGCUCUCAUCCCCUACUUCAAAGUGUCCAAAACCAAACAAUUUCAGCUGGGAGUCAUUUACCAAACAGUCAAUUUCGCAAUUCAAUUUGCCAUUUUUCGCGUCUUCUGCGCCUACCAGUCCUACUAGGUACCAACGGGUCACUCCUGCUACUAUACCCGAGUGUGAUGAAUCUGAUUGCUCUACUAUCGACUCGUGCCAGUGGGUUAGGUUCAAGAACUAUGAGCCGAUGUUGACCAACCCCAACUCACCAACUUAUAACCUGGUGAAACCAAUGGCUUCAAUGUCUGCAGUUAAAGAUGCUGGCUGUGAUAAAGGAAAAGGGAAAGGUAUGGAGUUUGAGUUUGAGAAUGGUGGAGUUAAGGCGUGGGAAGGCGAGAGGAUUCAUGAUGUUGGAUUGGAUGAUCUUGAGCUUACUCUUGGAAGUGGAACUACAAAAAUAUAAUGUGUGAAUUGAGUUAUGCUUAUUCUAAAGAUUUUACAGUUUAGAGGUUAGCAUAUCAGUGAAUUUUCUUGAAGAUGCACAUUAAAACUAGUAGGAGAUUUAUAUUUGGAUUUUUAUAUUCAAUCAAUUGAUUGCAGACCCAUUUUACAUUUGCGAGAAAGACUGGAUCAUUUCAACAGUUUCAUCAAAAAAGUAUUAAUGGAUGUUGUGUUUCUUGCUUUCUUGUCAAAGUUUA